AUUCCCGAAACGACACGCAGUCUACUCAGCACUUACCUUAAAACAAUCCUUGAACCGGCGUCGCCCCACCGCGUCUCAUUUCUCUUCUCUCUCUCUCAAACAAGAACCUUAUCCUUUUAAACCGUCCUGAUCCAUCUCCUUCCCUUCACUCAAUCAACCACACUUGUAAUGGCAUCUUCUACUUCUUGUCUGAAUCUCUUCGUCUUCUCCUUCCUCUCCGUUCUACUCAUUACCAAAUCACAGAUCUCUGGUUCGGUCAACGGUGUCGUUUUCCCUGUUACUCGAGACCUAUCAACAGGUCAAUACGUCGCAGAGAUUCGCCUUGGCGACUCGUAUGAGCCGGUUAACCUCGUCGUUGAUCUAUCCGGUACGCUUCUAUGGUUCGAUUGCACCUCCGGACAUAUCUCCACGUCGCGAAGUCUGAUCUCAGGAAGCUCAAGCGGCUGUCUGAAAGCCAAAGCUGGGAACGACAGAGUUUCAUCGCGCGGAGACCAAAACGGUGAUUGCGAGUUGCUUGUCCGAAACGGCGUCGUUGGGAUUACGGCGAGAGGAGAGCUCGCAACAGACGUCUUAUCAUAUGGAUCUGUUGCUUCUCAGGGAACGGUUGAUCUUCUCUUCGCCUGCGCUCCUCCGUUGCUGUUACGUGGACUCCCUAGUGGAGCCCAAGGAGUAAUGGGCCUUUCCAAGGCCCAAAUCUCUCUCCCUUCCCAACUCGCCGCGGAAACUAACGAACCCCGUCGUUUAACUGUUUAUCUCUCGCCGUCGAACGGCGUCGUGUCAACGCGUUCGGUGGAGGAUGUGUUCGGAGCGGCUGCAGCUAGAUCGUUGGUCUACACGCCACUGUCAACAACCUCGAGCGGCGGUUACUUAAUCAACGUGAAAUCGAUCAGAGUCAACGGGUUCAUGCUCGCCGUGAACGGCACGUUAUCCGCAGAGCUAAGCACGUUGGUCCCUUACACGACGAUGGAGAGCUCGCUCUACGCGGUUUUCGCGGAUGCUUACGUUAAAGCUGCUGCGAGCAACGCUAAAUCGGUGGCUCCCGUGGCACCGUUUGGUCUCUGCUUCACGAGCACGUCUUCUUCGGAUUUUCCGGCGGUUGAUCUGGCGUUGCAGAGCGAGAUGGUGAGGUGGAGGAUUCAGGGGGAGAAUCUGCUGGUGGAUGUUGGUGGUGGGGUCCAAUGCUUGGGAAUUGUAGACGGCGGGUCGAACCGGGUCAGUCCGAUUACAAUGGGUGGGUUGCAGUUAGAAGGCUUUGUGUUGGACUUUGAUUUGGGUAACUCGGUGAUGGGGUUUGGAGAAAGGACACGCUCUAGUUUAGAUUCCUUCCGACAAGAAGCUUUGUAGUAAAAACAUCUUGUUUGACUUUGUAGAUAUUGUCAGUUUUGCGCUCUUUGUUUGUUGUGUGUUUGUCAUAAGGUACCGUUUUCUUACAUGAGUUACUGUAAGCAACUCUGCUCAUUUACACUAAUAUGGUUUGUUGGUUGUGAUUAUA
Molecule: messenger RNA, 1492 nt
Organism: Brassica napus (rape)
Lineage: Eukaryota; Viridiplantae; Streptophyta; Magnoliopsida; Brassicales; Brassicaceae
Product: probable aspartic proteinase GIP2
Exons: 1
Coding region: 169-1344 (391 amino acids)
Biological process (GO): proteolysis
Molecular function (GO): aspartic-type endopeptidase activity
Source: RefSeq, a predicted model, not a curated record